GCCCCCCAGCAUUUUCCCCGCUGCUCCCACCUGUAUCUGUCGUCCAUUCCCUUUUGCUUUCUGCAAUGAAGACCAUCUCCUCGCUCGUUGUCGUCGCUGUUUUCGCCGUUCGUGCUUUCGCUCAGGAUGGCCCACGUAUCGAAACCCCAGGAAGCGUUGUCGUGUGCCAGCCUACGUUGCUCACUUGGUCUGGAGGAGUUCCUCCCUACUUCUUGCAUCCUUCCCGGUGGCCAGCCUGGUGCCCAACCUCUGGAGCAAUUCACCAACCUUGAGGGUAACAGCUUCACUUGGAGCACUGAUCAACCUGCAGGCACCUCCAUCGGCCUCACCAUUCGUGACAGCACUGGUGCAACAGGCUCCUCCGCGCCGUUCACAAUCAACAGUGGUUCCGACACCAGUUGUUUGAAUGCGUCUGGUAGCUCGUCUGCUGGUGCGUCGUCGACGAGUUCGAGUUCCGAUUCUGCGUCUGCAGGGUCCUCAACAUCGAGCUCUGUUUCUACUCCAGUCUCUACUCCUGGAAGCACCGUGACCACUCCAGUCUCGACCAGUGCUCCCUUGAGCACACCCGUCAGCACACCCGUCACCACUGGCUCGACUUCCCAAAGCGUGUCUCGCUCUGUCACCACCUCCAGCAGUGGUACUUCUUCUCCCGCUGCAUCUCCAACUGGUGGUGCCAACACCAGCGGUGCUGAGAGCCUGUUCGCCUCCGCCGGUCUUGCAGGUGUCGUCGGCGCCUUCGUUGCUGCCAUCAUGGCUUAAGCACCUCACACACGCGAUUUCAUGGUCUUCUCCCGUAAAAGGACGUGACGGCGUUCAAGCCCAUCUUUAUUUCCGUCGCUCUCGUUUGUUGGUUGAAGCACUUGCAAUUGGACUUUCAUACAUACAGAUGCUCCUCCCUUUUCAUUCCUUUCGUGCACAAUUUUGACAAGCUUUUUGCGCGGAUAGAAUAUCCCCCUAUAUCCCUUGUGUUCUCUUGACUUUUUUUGCGAUCCCUCCAUCCUCCACGGUAGUGUCUUUCCCCCCAUUUCCUAAUCACCCGCCCCCAUCGACACUGUUUUCCUCUUCUUACCGAUAAUGCCCUUGCGACGCUUACUUACGGACGUUUUUGUUGUUAUAUUCACUCUUUGGUGUGCUUUUAACUAGCUUCUUACGCUUGACUUUGAUUCUCGACUCUUGCCUCUUUGGUCAUUUGCUUGUUCCGUGCGAUGGGAUGGCCUUGAGUUUUGUACUUUUCCUGUUUGUAGUGUCUAGGGUCGCGAGAACACCAUACUCCUUGCUUUUACAAACCUGCCGUAUUGAUGGCGAUAUCGUUGACUG
This is a messenger RNA of Somion occarium, 1317 nucleotides long. The record is from the annotation of a GenBank genome assembly. Lineage: Eukaryota; Fungi; Basidiomycota; Agaricomycetes; Polyporales; Cerrenaceae.